UACUCAUCGCAAAGAUCACGUUACUUUCGCGCAAGUAGAACAGCAACGCGGUAUUAGCCUCCGCGGUACCUACAUUGUCAGUUCAUAUUCACGUGUGGAAGUCGCUGAUGCGUCACGCGUGACGCGACACGUGGAUACCAGUGUGUACAAACUGGUGGAACAUCGAUUGAACCAUCUACACUAGCUCACAGUGGGCGUUUCAUUGAUAAAUACUAGAAUCCGGAGAGGGUCAGAGAUUAUUAUACUUAAUGUUCGCAGUUUCGCCGUAGACCUGGGCUAACUGUUUAUCGUAUGGACUAACGAUGACGGACGAAAGAGCAAAACUUGGCCAGGAGAAAAUCGAUGUCGUCCUGCGCGAUCUCGACGCUCUUUUACGGAAAAAAUUUGGAGAUCAUCUGAUUGUCGACAGUUUUACAACGAGUAGUCUAGUUCCUCCAGGAGAAAACUACGGAAGCUCGAUGCUUAAGGUGGAGGUGAUCGUCAGACGCGACGGGCCGAGCUCGGAGCAAGAGAAAUUGUCCCUUGUCGCUAAAAUGGUACCGCCGACCGAGCUCCAGAGGAAGAUGUUCGACAGUCCGUUCACUUUCCGGAAGGAGAUGAACAUGUUCAAGGUCAUCGGACCGGCCUACAAAGCCUUGGAACGCGAAUGCGGCAUCCCGGAAUCCGAAGUCUUCGACAUACUUCCGAAUUUCUACGGCGCAAGACUCUCGCUGAACGAGGCGGAGGACACUUUCGAUCACGAUGCUGUGAUCCUGAUGGAGAACCUCAAGGUGAAGAACUACGCCUGCCUGGACAGGAUGAUCGGCGUUGACUUGGCUCAUUCGAAAUUUCUCGUUGGCGCGCUGGCGCGGUUUCACGCCUUGGGUGUCGCCAUGAAGUUAAAAAAACCAGAAUUGUUCAAGGUCAUCAAAGAGCAUGCCAAGUCGGUGGGAUACGACGAAGAAAUGCCUGAUGACGACACUGAAUCGGUAUUGGCUAUUUUGAAGAAGUCUGCUCUUCUGCUCCCGCAUCUCGACAGGAUUGAAAAGGCGUUAAGUACUUUUGACACAGAGGCUUGGACCAAGGAACCAGACGAGCCUUGGGGUACAAUAGCUCAUACAGAUCUCUGGGUGAACAACAUCAUGUUCCGCGACGACGCGGAUGGCAAUCCGGAAGACGUGAAGUUCGUAGACUUUCAGAAUUAUCUCUACGUAAACCCGAUGCUGGAUCUCGUUUUUUUCAUCGUCUCGAGUUGCGAGAGAAACGUACAGGAUAUGCACAUGGACGACCUGGUCGAUUUGUACUACGAAAAGUUCAUAUCUCAUCUUGUGAGAUUAGAAUGUGACGUGACAUUAUUCUCCAGGGAGUCGUUUGAUGAGCAGUUUGAGGCCGCAGCCAAAGUCGAGUAUUUGCACUGCAUGUUUAUGACCAGAGUUGUAAAUGCAGAUACUCAGAAAGACCUUAACAUGAGUAGUCCUGAGCAAUUGUUCAGCAAUGAGAUUGCAGAAGAGUGUGGCAAACGAAUGAUCGAGAUCACGAUGCAAUUUGUUGAGAAAAAUUGGUUGUGAACUAUUAUUAUCGUUGCGAAAAUUGGAAUAGCUACAUUGAGAGAUUCGGCAAAAUUGAUCGAACCUUAGCCUUCACACAAAAUAUAAGCUUCCAGGUCCUGCGCACGUGGUGAAUGACAACUCGUCGGGAGAUUCGCAGAACGAGGAUUACUUGAUGAUCCUUUUACGGAAGAUUCGAAAGAAAGAAUUGCAAAAUGGUCUACCAGCUGUUCGGUUUAUUACGUUUGAACUUUGCACCGAUAAACCGUUUUUAUAAUUUUGUCACGAUUUUUAAGUAGCCUAGACUCUUGAAAUUACACUUAUGA
This is a messenger RNA of Diprion similis, 1852 nucleotides long. RefSeq lists its product as uncharacterized. The transcript has a single exon. Lineage: Eukaryota; Metazoa; Arthropoda; Insecta; Hymenoptera; Diprionidae. The coding region runs from base 303 to 1547 and encodes 414 amino acids. The record is from RefSeq and is a predicted model, not a curated record.